AUGGCAUACUCCAGACGUCUUCGUCAACAUCUUCAGCAACUUGCUAUGCUAAUCAUUCUAUCUCAUUUGUCAACUUCGAUAGAAAUUAUAGUUGCUUAUGAGGAUAGUUAUGGUUUAAAUUACAAUGGCUGGAACAUUACAUCUCUUCUUGAGGUCACUCAAUCUCUAAGCCCUUUGGUGGACUGGCACAAGUGCAGCAUCUCAAGCCUUUCAGAAUGUGUAGAUUAUUAUCCGAACUCAUUAAUUAUCUUGGAUUUAUCAGAAAAUUUGGAUAUAUUUCUUAUAAUCUUAAUGCAUAAGACUAUCAGUAUAUAG
Molecule: messenger RNA, 315 nt
Organism: Blepharisma stoltei
Lineage: Eukaryota; Ciliophora; Heterotrichea; Heterotrichida; Blepharismidae
Source: the annotation of a GenBank genome assembly